Molecule: messenger RNA, 342 nt
Organism: Prorocentrum cordatum
Lineage: Eukaryota; Dinophyceae; Prorocentrales; Prorocentraceae
Source: the annotation of a GenBank genome assembly
AUGCGCGAACGUUGGAGCUCAGCAUCAUCUUUAUCACCGCGACGGGAUCAGCAGUUGCGAAAAGGGCAAGCGGUCGCAGCAGGCCUUGUCGCUGAUCUGCGCCACGUGGGAGGCAAAAGUGUAGCCCGACGUCAUCAGCUACAGCGCCGGGAUCAGCGCGGGCUGGAAGGGCGACCAGCGGCAGCGCUCAGGGAGACGUGGAAGGCGGCACUGGAGCCCGCCGUCGUCAAUUACAACGCUGGGAUUACGGCUCGGACGUUACUCGGGGAGACGUGGGAGGCGAAGAUGAACCCGAGCGUCCUCAGCUACAGCGCUGGCAUUAGCGCGUGCGGAGGAGGCUAA